This is a messenger RNA of Striga hermonthica, 512 nucleotides long. NCBI's taxonomy places the organism in Eukaryota, Viridiplantae, Streptophyta, Magnoliopsida, Lamiales, Orobanchaceae. The record is from the annotation of a GenBank genome assembly.
AUGGAGGGAAAAACCCAUGAGGAAGAGGAUCAAAUCGUGACUCCAUGGGAAGUAACCGCCGAAAAGGGCGGCAAAAUCGACUACGACAAGCUUAUCGACAAGUUCGGCUGCCAGAGGAUCGACCAGCCGCUCGUUGAUCGCGUCGCCCGCCUCACGCGCCGACCUCCUCACGUAUUCCUCCGCCGCGGCGUCUUCUUCGCCCAUCGGGAUUUGAGUGACGUCCUCGAUGCUUACGAAAGAGGGGAGAAGUUUUAUCUCUACACGGGCCGUGGCCCCUCAUCGGAGGCACUGCAUUUGGGCCAUCUCGUGCCCUUCAUGUUCACAAAGUAUCUGCAGGAUGCAUUUAAGGUCCCGCUUGUAAUACAACUAACAGAUGAUGAGAAAUGCAUGUGGAAGAAUUUAACUGUGGAGGAAAGCCAGAGGCUUGCCCGUGAAAAUGCUAAAGAUAUAAUUGCUUGUGGUUUUGAUGUUUCAAGGACGUUUAUAUUUUCUGAUUUUGAUUAUGUUGGAGG